Molecule: messenger RNA, 5357 nt
Organism: Siniperca chuatsi (mandarin fish)
Lineage: Eukaryota; Metazoa; Chordata; Actinopteri; Centrarchiformes; Sinipercidae
Product: agglutinin-like protein 7
Exons: 4
Coding region: 1082-4324 (1080 amino acids)
Biological process (GO): negative regulation of nodal signaling pathway
Cellular component (GO): cytoplasm
Source: RefSeq, a predicted model, not a curated record
UGAGUAAACACAAUUUUAUUCAGGAUUAUGCACCAUUUGAAUACAACAGAAAGUAAAAUAAUAACGGUCUAAAACUAGAUUUUGACACCAGUCCCUUGCAUUCAAAAUCUUACCAAAAAAAAGUACCAAAAGUAAAAGUACUCAUUAUGCAGAAUGGCCAGUUUCAAAAUAAUACAUAUAGUAUAAUAUCACUGAUUGUAAUUUAUGAUGCAUUCAUGUGUACAUCACUUUAAUGUUGGAGCUGGUAAAGGUGGAGCUUAUUUUAACUACUUUAUUUACUGCUGGGUAGCUUAAUUACAUCAUAAUUUAUUAUGGAGUAGAGUUGAAGUGUAAAGUAGUAGAAAAUGGAAAUACUCAAGUAGCAUACAAGUACCUCAAAAUUGUACUUAAGUACAAUACUUGAGUAAAGGUACUUAGUUACUUUCCACCGCUGACUGUAGAGCAUGUUGAGGUCACUUUGUAACCUCACCACCUCUAUGGAAACACUGUAGGAAUUUGUCCUUGGCAUCCUGAAGUUGGACAGUCGGGGAUUUUUUUUCCACGCGUCCGUUCGAAAAACUUCCCCGACCAAUCCCCGUGCAGCUCUGGUGCAGCGGCUCCUCCUCUCUGCUGCCUGCCUGCUCCCACAUGUAACGUUAUCACCCUCCGUCCGUCUGUUGCAUUGUCUCAUCAGGGACGCAGCGCAGGCUCCGGAGCCCAGCACCAUGGUAACUGCACCGGACCGGGAAGCUUAUGACAUGAACAAGGGGACAGUGUCAACAGGAAAUUAAGCGGGGAUUAAUAUGAGACAUGACUCGUUGAUGUUCCUUCAGUGUACCGGUGGAUUCAUUUAUUCUAGUCUUGUGCCAGCCAGCAGGGCAGCCUGAAGCUGUAGGCUGCAUGGCACGUUAGAGAUGGUGAGGAUAAUGUUUUCCUUAUUGCGUUAAUUCAAGCGACUGCUAUGUUGCUAUCGCUCGUCCGGACCCGUGUUGCUCUACCUGGAACUGGACCUUAGCCCGUUCAUCCCUCUCAAUCAUUGUACGGCAAGUGAGCGGUGGUCAGCGGUGCGCCCCUGGUUCCGCCUGCCGGCACCCCGACGAGGAUGGCCGGCCGCCGCGGCUGCGUGAACUCGCUCUGGUCGGGCACCGAGCGCGACCGCAUCGGAGAGCGCCUCAAAGCGACGCUGGCCGGGGUGCUGGAGCUGGAGGUGCUCAGGUGCAAACACCUGGAGAUGGUGGACGCCGCUCUUGAGGACCGAGCCCCCGCUGCCGCCAACGCCGAAGAGCCACGGCCGGAGGAGGGGAGCGGAGCCCCGGAGAGCGCCGCCUCGGACGCCGAGCAUGGCUCUGCUACAUCCCGCAGGCAACAGGCUCCGUCUCCCUCAGAUAUAGUGGUAUUGCCCUGUCAGAGCAGCUCAGAGGACUGUGGCAGUAAUUCGGGGGAUGGGCCGGUCCACUCCUCAUCUGGCAGGGGGGGGAGUAACUCACGCUGGUCUACUCUGUCCUGGGAUGCCCCCUCUGACCUGCUCUCUCCACCAACACCGGACCCCAGUGGUACAGUCCAUCUGGACAGUGACUCCAGACCUAGUUCAGGUUUCUAUUCAGUGAGCGGGAGCUCUCUCUCAGACUCUUGCUACUCUGUGUCCAGUGAUGCUGCUCAGGGAGGAUCUGCGCCACCGGCCAGACCUCUGAAGCUGUGGGAGCAGGUUCCUCUGUCUGCUGACAACACUGACCUCCUGUGGUCAGAAGGUGCAGUGCAGCAGCCGCAGCAGCAGCAGCCUGCACUGCAGAACAGCCAGGAAGACCGUGAACCAACAGAAGGGACACCAGUUUCAGUCCAAAGUGACCUUGAAGCGACUGGUCUGAGCUUUCUGUCUGACCUCUGCUCAGGACUCGGUGACUCCCUGAUUUCUUCCCUCCUUCUGCUUAUCGACCCCACCUCCUCUUCCUCCACCUCUUCCCUCAAUCCGAAACCCCAGCUGGACCCUCGCUACUGCACAGACCUGGUGUCCCGUCGGACCAAAGAGGUGUACCCCUAUCCCAGCCCACUGCAUGCUGUAGCCCUCCAGAGCCCCCUCUUCACCUCCCAGAGCCAGGAGCCGUCAGCGUCUCAGAGUCCUGAAGAACCCCAACUAGAUGAACCACAAGAGUCCAACACUGAUCCAACUCUGUCUCUCCAGCCCCCUGCACCGGCUUCCGUCACCCAGCUGGAGCAGUACAUCUCUCGACUGGCUCGCCAGUACCACAGACGGGUAACCACCUCCACCUCUGAUCUCACUUCAGCUGCCACCCCUGGUCCAGUCACACACAGAGGCCUUUGCACCCCUGGCAAAAGUCACGGUUCCACCCAAUCCCUUUCUGCCUUCGAAAGCCGCAGUACACUCAGCAUAACUCCCAGUAAGUCAUUGCUGGGAAACUCUGCCAGAGUCAGCCUCAGCACUACUGGGAAAAAAGCCACUAGGAAUUCAAUCAAUCUGGGUAACCUUCCUUCAGCAACCGGAGAGGACUUGAACAUAAAUCUGCAUCUCAACCUCAACUUGAACCUGACUCCUGGUUUAAAUUCUAGCCGGGGACUGGGGGACAAUUCCAAAAAUGGCAGUUUGAGGAGUGACUUUGCUGCAGCUUCCACGGCUUCUGCUACAUCACUCUCCUCCACUACACCCACCCCAGCACUUAGGGCUCGCCCUCGCAUUUCAACAUGUCCAAGCAGCCUGAGCCACCGCAGUUCUCUGGAAGUCACUUCAGGGUCUGGACCCAGUUCUGGAUUUGGGACAUCUGCCUUCUGUCGCUCCUUAGACUGGAGCAGCGGUGCUCCACCCGAGACUGGACCAUCAGUGUUUGGUACAAAUUCUGGAUCAGCUCCUGGGUCUCAGCGCAGCAGCUUGAUCCAAGAGUCCAACUCCAGUUCCAAGAUAAGUGAAGACUCCCCCAUGGUGGGUGAGAUCUCCCGCCUCUCUGGCCUCUCUAGGGCUGUUGUGGUUGGACUGAUGGAACAAGGUGUGGAGCUGGAUAUUGACUGCUUCCAAACAGAUACUGCAGGCGAGGUGAGGGGUCACAGUAAAACUCACCUGACAGCCCAGGCAGAUCAGUCACAUGACUAUACUAGACUGACCGACCUGAAUCCCCAGAGACCAAUACAGCUGUCUCUCAGUGUCACCCAUUCUCCACAGUCGCAGUCCAGCCUCACCCCUCCUCUCUCACACUCCAGCAGCCCCAUACACCCUUAUCAGUCCAUCCAUAUUCCCUCUCCCCACUACUCCUCACACUGCCAUUACCAGCAGAUCCCUUCCCCAUCCGACCUUCCCUCUUCCACAGCCUCCUCCCCUGCGUCCCGCCCCACCCCCAGGGGCCGCUCCCCUCCCCGGCCUCUCCAGCCAUCCCCUCUGGGUGCCACCCCACUCUCUGUUUUCAGACGGGAUGCACCCUUCCAGUGCUCCCUGCCUCGCACCAAUACAAGGAGCUCUCCUUUGGAGCAUGGCGGUAUACAUCCAAGGGGUGGAUCACUUCGGCAGAGUGGGGGAGGAAGUGGGGGUAGCGGCGGGUGGAAGAGGGUGGACGGGGAGGGGCUUUAUAGAGGAAAGCAUGCCUCCCACAAGUUGAUCAGGGCAGCCACAGUAAGCAGCUAUGCCAAGAGAGAGGACUGUAGCUCUGUUUGGGGUGAGGAGCAGGAGCGAUCAGCAGCCCGGACAUCCAGGAAGACCCCCAACAAACUCUGGAGGGGCUUUGAGGGACGCCUCUGGGGCAAAGAGUCAGAAAGUGAAAGAGAGGAGAUGGACAGAGCCGAGUAUGGCUACGGAUGGAGGAGGAACAGUGUUGGAAGCUGGAGGAGGGAGCAUCGACGGGUCAAGGCUUCAUCCAGCAGUAAUGACAAGAAGCCAAAAAUAGAGAACUCCCCCAUCUUCUCAAAGAAGAGGGGGAAGGAAGAUGGGGAGAGACGCAGCUCCAGCCUCAGGCUUUCCAGGAGGGCUUUGUUCAGGAGUGAGUCCCAAGGCUUGCUGGUACCUCGUAACCAAAGCGAGGAGCACACAAAGCGGGCACACUGGGUCUCCUCAUUAGACGUGGGGCAAGGUGGCAUGUACAUUGGCAAACACGAAGGGGUCAAACUGCUGAGAGCAAAGGAGGAAGACAAACGCCUGUCCUCCACCGCCAGCCUCUUUAACCUCUCUCGUUCUCAGAGCCUGGAAGGUAGCUGCCAUUCCCUCUCCCCUCUCUCCUCCCCUUCCUUUUCUCCAUCCCCUCCUCCACGAAUGCCCCUCCAGCGCUCUCGAUCACUGAGGGACUUGGGGAGGAGAGUGUUUGGUUCAAUGAGGUCCCUGAGUCUCAAACGGAAGCCAUCCAAGAAGUGACACUUGUACAAUAAAUGAACAUCACAGUAAACGCAUCUUCCAUGUGUUAAAUUCAGAACACCAGUGAUGGUUGGUGUUAUAUUUCAUGUAAAAGGAAAUGCCAUCAUUUUUAAUUUUUAAGCUUCAAAGAUUUGUGAUUGAUUAGACAGAUACACUGGUUUUAUAAUACUGGCCAUAACAUAUCUGCUAGACUUCAUCCGCCACCAAUAUGAUGGAUGUUCCUCUUAGGCACAUAAAGCCUAUAAAACCUGCUAUUAAUUUUGUUCUUGGCUCAUUCUAGUAAUGUUUUUGUACAUUUUUAAAAGACAUAGCCACUUUUUAUAGCCCCCCAAAAAACUACAAAAUGUCAGAGGCAUACUUAGAGUGCUUUGUAGCCAAACAAUUGCACCGUCUCCCAAAGUCUUUUCCUCACCGACAAUGUAUUAUUGUAAAUUGUGCACCCUACAGUAGCAAGCAAGAGCGCUGUAGGAUGUAGCAUGGACCACAGAGAAAUGUCAGUGAAGAAAACACAAGUGACUUCAUUUAGAGGUGAAAAAAUUACUUUUAGGAGCUGCAAAGAACUACAAACCUUCAGUCAAGUUUUUCAUAGUGUGAAUGCUGUUUCAAAAGGAUUUGACAUCUCAGCAGGAACUAUUCUGAGCUCCAUUUGUGGCUGAAAAGUAGUAGACUUAAAGAUACUGAAUGUGAACUUAUAAUAUUGGCUAUAAGCAGUUUAAUUUCGUACUGGUUGAAUCCUCCUGUAACCAUGAGUAUGAAUGUGUUUGUGUACACCCCUCUUCUGCAUGCUGCUCUGUGACUUGUUCAGUGAUUAUAACUAUUGUGAGAAUGUGAUAUUCCUCUGUUUAUGGGCAAUAUUGCCUCUGAAGUACAAUCAUAUUGGCCAGAUAAUGACCAAAACCAAGCAAAUACUCUUUAACUUGAUAUUGUGCUCAGGAUUUUCAAAUAAAUAGAAUGAUUAAAAUAUUGAUGAGUUAUUUGAGACAAAAUGUGGAUUCUCAUGGCUUAUAAUUAAUAAAAGAAACUUAUAACUAAA